AUGGAGGCCCGUCUGAGCGAGAUCGCCCUGGUGGCGGAUCAGAAGGCGAGGACCGCCCAAUACCGUGAUGUCCUCACCGAGUGCCUCGCCGGGGGAGGGAACGUAGAAGGUUUGAAGGCGAUGGUGACGCACAUGAUGUCGGACGACGUUCCGCUGGUGAUCUCGAGACAGAUCCUCCAGGCCCUGUGUCAGGAGGUGGUGACAACCCUGCCGUCGGAGAAGCAGAAAGAGACUGCGUCGUUCGCCCUGGAGAAGAUGAACCCACGGGUGAUGUCCUUCGACGAGCAAGUCAGCAUGCUGCGUGAGGGUCUCGCGAAGCUGUACGAGAAGGACGCCGAAUGGAGCCGCGCGGCCGAGGUGCUCGCUGGAAUCGACCUAGAGAGCGGCACCAGGGUGCUCAGCGACGAGUACAAGUUGCAGAAGUGCGUGCAAAUCGCCAUGCUCUACCUCGAAGACGACGACGCAGUUAACGCGGAGACUUACAUAAAGAAGGCAUCGUUCCUUUUGUCGGCUUGCAAGCAGGACGAUACCUUGGAGUAUCAGUUUAAGACGUGUUAUGCACGUAUCCUCGAUGCCAAGGGCAAGUUCACCGAGGCGGCGCUGCGAUACUACGAUCUGUCGCAGACAAAGAUUGGGCUCGUGAUGGGCGCGGGCAAGCAGGUGGGAGAGGCUGACCUUGCAGCGGCCCUCACCAGUGCCAUCACGUGCGCCAUCUUGGCCGCCGCGGGGCCUCAACGUAGUCGCGUGCUGACCACGCUGUAUAAGGACGAGCGGUGCGCGCGUCUUCCCGUGUUUUCCCUCUUGGAGAAGGUGUACCUCGAGCGCAUCCUCCAGACUGACGAGGUUCAGGUGUUCAGCGCAAACCUCAAGCCCCACCAGUUGGGCGGCGAGGGGGAGGAUGGGAUGAGCAUCCUCAGCCGGGCGGUGAUCGAGCACAAUCUGCUGAGCGCUAGCAAGCUGUACAACAACAUCGCGGUCACGGAGCUGGGCCAGCUCCUUGGGGUGGACCCACAGCUGGCAGAGGAGACGGCGGCGAAGAUGAUUGGCGAGGAGCGCAUGGAGGGCAAGAUCGACCAGGUGGACGGGCUCAUCUACUUCCAGGAUCCCAAGAAUACCUCUUUGGCGAUAAUGCAAUUCGACGAUCAGAUCUUGGACGUGUGCAAUCAGGUCAACGCGCUGAUUGACAUGAUGGAAAGGAAAGGAAUCUUGCCCGAGGAUGCCUGA
Messenger RNA from Micromonas commoda, 1224 nucleotides. RefSeq lists its product with no specific name. Gene Ontology annotation, cellular component: cytosol; COP9 signalosome. Lineage: Eukaryota; Viridiplantae; Chlorophyta; Mamiellophyceae; Mamiellales; Mamiellaceae. The transcript has 2 exons. Bases 1 to 1224 code for a protein of 407 amino acids. The record is from RefSeq and is a predicted model, not a curated record.